CUCUGCAUGUAUCUGGGGCGUGUACUGCCGCUAGAAAAAACUCUCAGUCCUGCAACUCCUGCAGCUCCAGCGAGGCGGUCUGGAUUUUCAGUCAGGGGACGUUCAUCACCAUCACCAUCAUCAUCAUCAUCAUCAGCAGCAGCUCUCCCUCUCUCUCUCUCUAAAACUCCCUCGGACACCCCCACAGUCUCUGCCUCGCUGUCCGUCGGUGUGUCUCUCAACAAGGCCAGCAUCUCCUUUCUUUUCUCUGCUUGUCAUACGGCCAUCAUGUCCUCAAACGGCGCGGACGGGGACCUGCUGCGGAUCCCUCUGGGGCUCAUCAACAGCGAGGGCAAGUAUCUGACGGCGGAGACCUUCGGCUUCAAGAUCAACGCCUCGGCCAGCAGCCUGAAGAAGAAGCAGACGUGGACCCUGGAGCAGACCGGGGAGGACGGCAGCGCGGUGUUCCUGCUCUCCCACCUGGGCCGCUACCUCGCCACGGACAAAGACGGCAACGUUACCGCGGACAGCGAGACGCGCGGAAAGGACUGCCGCUUCGUCAUUACCGCGCAUGAGGACGGGCGGUGGUCGCUGCAGUCGGAGCCCCACGGCCGCUUCCUGGGCGGCAGCCAGGACCGAAUCACCUGCUUUGCGCAAACCGCCUCUCCGGCGGAGAGAUGGAGCGUGCACCUGGCCGUCCACCCGCAGGUUAACCUGUACAGCUUUGCGCGCAAACGCUUCGCCCACCUGAGCGCGCACGGGGAGCGGCAGGAGGUGUCCAUAGACCGGGACGUCCCCUGGGGGGUCGACUCUCUGGUGACGCUGGUGUACCGAGACCAGCGCUACCACCUGGAGACCUCCGACAACCGCUUCCUCCGCAAUGACGGCAGUCUGUCCACCAAGACGGACAAGGAUACCGGCUACAUGCUGGAGUUCCGCUCCGGGAAAGUGGCAUUCCGCGACUGCAACGGCCGCUACCUGGCCCCUGCGGGCCCCACCGGCACCAUGAAGUCCGGGAGGAGCACCAAGGUGGGAAAGGAUGAACUGUUCGGCCUGGAGCGCAGCCACGCUCAGGUCGUGCUGACUGCAGGCAACGAGAGAAACGUCUCCACGAGGCAAGGCAUGGACCUGUCAGCCAAUCAGGACGAGGAAGGGGACCAGGAAGUCUUCCAGUUGGAGAUGAGCCGUGAGGACAGGAAAUGUGCCUUCAGAACUGCUGCUGGAAAAUACUGGACACUGACAGCAACCGGAGGGCUGCAGUGCACUGCCUCCACCAAGUCUGCCAACUGUUACUUUGAACUGGAGUGGCGCGAUGGUCGUGUGUGUGUUCGCGCAGCAAACGGCAAGUAUGUGACCGCGAAGAAGAACGGGCAGCUGGCUGCUACUGUAGACAGCGCAGGGGAGGCUGAACAGUUCCUGAUGAAGCUGAUCAACCGUCCAAUCAUCGUCCUCCGUGGGGAACAUGGCUUCAUUGGAGCUCGUAAAGCUGGAAUGACGACUCUGGACUCCAACCGAGCGUCCUACGAUGUUUUCCAGCUGGAGUUCCAUAACGGUGCCUACUCCCUGAAAGACUCUCAGGGGAAGUACUGGUGUGUUGGAGACGACACCGCUGUCGUGUGCAGCAGUUCUUCACCCGUCCAAUUCCUGCUCGAGUUCUGCGACCUCAACAAGAUGGCCAUCCGUGCUCUGGGGGGGAAGUACCUUAAAGGAGACCACGCUGGAGGGCUUAAGGCCACCGCAGACUCCCUGGACAGCGCCACCCUCUGGGAAUACUGAGAAAGCACAGCCAGACUUCUCCACUAUCUGACAAAAUACUUCACACUAUUGAUAGAUACUGUAGGUAGCUGUUUUCUUUUUUGCAUAUGUGUGUGUGUGUGCCUGCGUGUGUGUGUGUGUGUAGUUGUGAAUUUGUUUGGAUGGUUGUAUGUAUGGUGGAAACUGAAACUGAUCAACUGGAAGUCAUGGCACCAAAGCACUACAAAGUGUUUGAUUUUUUUAUUUUAUUUUCUCAGACAUGAUCUCUUUGUAUUGGGCUUUUUACUGGAGUUUUUGAUGACUUGCUGUUUAAUGAAUGCUUUAUAGUGUGGUUGCACAUUCCGUGUUUCGCCUUUGGUCAAAUUUACUCAAAUUGUACCUGACGAACAUCAGGACAUUUGCUGUUAUUGGUUGUGCCUAUCUGUGAUAACUACUGGUGUAACAAACAUGUAGAAUGCUAUAACUCAUAACUUACAAUAUCUACCCUUCUCCUGCUAAAUGUCCUGCUGCCUCUGUACGCUGCUUUCACGUCUUUCAAGCUAUAAAACAUAAUGCACAUCAGAUAAAGGGAUGUUAUCCAUUUACAUACUUCCGCUGUAAAUAACGCUUGCUUUGUCGCUGAAUCAUUCAAAACAUAGUAACCAUGGAAACAGAGCUGGGAUAUGGCUGGCAGAUCUAAUAUGUUUUUGUCUGUGCACUCUCCAGUUUUCCUUCCUCGGUCAUAAAUGUGCAGACAGACAGACUCUCUUCGGAAAGUCCAAGGUUUUCCUUCAACAAUCAAUCCACUCGGUUAUCUCGGUUUCCUCAGAUCAGUAUCUGGUUUUCAGUUAUAUUCUGAGAUGAGACAAAUGAAAUUUACAUGAAAAAAAGCUCUGAAGUGAAGGAGCCUUGACAGUGGAAUGAUUAUCCUCUGUUGGAAGGAGUGACAGUGAGGUGGUGGGUUAAGCCUAGUUAGCACACGCAAUACGCCCAAUGCACAUAGAUACAUUCAAAUAAGUGAAACUGUGAAAGGACAGUGAAUAAUAAUCAGCACAAUAAUAUAGGGUCCACUUGAACAAAUUUAAAAGCACACAUUUGUUAUGAUGAAAUGUCUGCCUUAGAUUGAUUGCUGCUGGUAUGUGUGUGGGUCUGUGUGUGUGUGUCUGUGUGUGUGUGUGUGUGUGUGUGUGUGUGUGUGUGUGUGUGUGUGUGUGUGUGUGUGUGUGUGUGUGUGUGUGUGUGUGUGUGUGUGUGUGUGUGUGUGUGUGUGUGUGUGUGUGUGUGUGUGUGUGUGUGUGUGUGUGUGUGUGUGUGUGUGUGUGUGUGUGUGGUCAUCUCUGUGGUUCUAUUUCAUGCUCUUACAUUUGAACUGAAUCGAGUAAACACUCCAAUAAAGCUUCUCUCUCAACAGUGAA
Molecule: messenger RNA, 3128 nt
Organism: Amphiprion ocellaris (clown anemonefish)
Lineage: Eukaryota; Metazoa; Chordata; Actinopteri; Pomacentridae
Gene: fscn1b
Product: fascin actin-bundling protein 1b
Exons: 5
Coding region: 7-1755 (582 amino acids)
Biological process (GO): actin filament bundle assembly; establishment or maintenance of cell polarity; cell migration
Cellular component (GO): lamellipodium; microvillus; cytoplasm
Molecular function (GO): protein-macromolecule adaptor activity; actin filament binding
Source: RefSeq, a predicted model, not a curated record